This is a messenger RNA of Zootermopsis nevadensis, 1997 nucleotides long. RefSeq lists its product as uncharacterized. The record is from RefSeq and is a predicted model, not a curated record. Gene Ontology annotation, biological process: regulation of transcription by RNA polymerase II. Gene Ontology annotation, molecular function: DNA binding. Lineage: Eukaryota; Metazoa; Arthropoda; Insecta; Blattodea; Termopsidae. Gene Ontology annotation, cellular component: nucleus; transcription regulator complex.
CCUAUGGGCUGUUGCGGAUACAGACGCAGUCCGUACGUACUCAUCCGUUUCGCAGUCCCUUGCAAACAGCCAAUUAUAUUGGUGCGAACUGCAGAAAGUAAACUUUGACACAUAUUUGAUGACUACGUCCGUUGAUAACAAGAACACGUAUUGUGAAGACGCUGUCGUUAUGGACGUAAAGCUCGUGCACGAAGUGCGAAAACAUCCCGCAUUGUAUGAUCCAAAAAUAAGAAGUUACAAGGACAGUGCCGAAAUGGACAAAUCAUGGCUGGAGAUAGCAAAUGAACUUGGCAUGAAACCUCUCAAUGUAAAAAACAGGUGGCGAAGCUUGCGUGACAAGUUUGUGCGAGAAAAGAAGCGUCUAGUAUUGGAUGGUGUUGCCUCAUAUAGAUCCAGAGAUCCAUGGCCUCUAUUAGAUGAUAUGUCUUUCUUAUGGGACUUCAUCAAUCACAGGAAAGAUGUGUACACCAGAAAGAUGAGUUCAAAAGUCAGGGCUGAAUAUGUUCAACAUAACCUGCAGCCAAUCUUACCAUGCCCAUUACCAGAACAGGUUAAUGUGAUACUUGAAACACCUGAAGCCUCACCUUCUCAUGUCUUUCAUCCAACAACUAUCAGUGAGAAGCUCAAUUCACCUUCCAACAGCAUAAAUAUUGAACCCAUGAGAAUUAAACAAGAUCCAGGUGAUAGGGAUGAAGAUUAUGGCGAUGAUGGGCCUCCCACCUCUAGAUUGAGAAGUUUAUUAGAUCAGACCACACAUCAGGAUGAAUCCAGUGAGGAUACACAUUUCAGCCUUCAUGGGGAUCCUCCAGGAUCUCGAAAACCGACUCCAGAUGAAGAUGAAUUAUUCUGCCUCAGUGUGGCUGCAUCAUUGCGAAGAUUCAGUCCACAAAGGAAAGCUUUAGCAAAAUUACGUAUUCAGCAAGUUAUGUAUGAUGUACAGUUCUUGAACCAAGUGCCUUCAAGUACAACCACUGUACAAUCUGGUUACAAUAGUGACAUCAUUUUUAUGCAAAAUUCAUAAGUUUAACUGAUGACCCCAUGGUCUACAGCAGUGCCUGCAUUUCGGAGAGAAUGAGUUCCUCAUUUAAUUUUGUAAAGGCAGAUAUCAUGAAUGCCAAUGUUAAAAUCAAAUUUCUAUUGAAAUUAUGCCUGAAACCUAAAUGGCCUUGGUCUUCAUGAAGUAAUUUGAAUCCUACCAAUAAAAAAUGUUACUCCAACCAGCAAGUCAGGGCUAACCCUUAAACAACCAGGGGUCUGUGAGACCAUAACAGUUUAUCAAGCUGAAUGUGUUACAUUAUUAGUUCAGCUGAUGCCUGAAUUAUAAAGUGUAAUUGUUUACCACCUCACAAUAAACACCCUCAUCACUUCAGUCUGGUGACCAGACUGCACGGGUUUUCAUGAUCCUCCUAUAAAAUGAUUCACAGUAAUUAGAAUUCUGCACAUGAUAUUAGAUUUGAAGCUCUCUUGUCAACUGAAUACAAUUAAGUCUUCAUGGGCAAUCAGUCAUGUAAGUUUGGGGUUACAAAAAUUCAAUGUUUUGGAGAAUGUCUCGUCCAUCAUGGUUGAUGUGAUGAGCCAGCUGUGGGUACAAAUAUAAUGGGCAGUCAUAUAACUCAUCACAUCAACCGUAAUGCUGCAGGUAGACACACUGAAACAAUGUAUGUGUGACUGCCCAAGAAGACUUCUAUGUACGUUAGAAUGGUUGGAGAAAGAAAUUACAUAGACAAAUGUGAAGAUAUAUAUGAUACUUAUCACUUGCUUAGACAAUCGGUAAUGCUGCAUUUUUCCAGCAGUAUACUUACAGGCUUCCUACAAUCCUCAGAGUAAACUGCUAUUUUUGCUAAACAGGAUGAACCAGUUGAUCUUUGUAAUGGAGAAAAGUGUUUUCUUUGCCAUCAGAACUGAAUCUUAAAGUAUUAUUUUGAUGGAACUUCGAUUUCAAAGGUUCAAAAGGAUAUUAAUGUCUUGGAACCAUGAUAAAUGUAGUAUUUUAAGGA